This is a messenger RNA of Sipha flava (yellow sugarcane aphid), 3433 nucleotides long. Its product is annotated as protein NRDE2 homolog. The record is from RefSeq and is a predicted model, not a curated record. Gene Ontology annotation, biological process: regulatory ncRNA-mediated post-transcriptional gene silencing; negative regulation of RNA catabolic process. The transcript has 15 exons. NCBI's taxonomy places the organism in Eukaryota, Metazoa, Arthropoda, Insecta, Hemiptera, Aphididae. The coding region runs from base 207 to 3275 and encodes 1022 amino acids. Gene Ontology annotation, cellular component: catalytic step 2 spliceosome.
CAGGCUGUGAUUACUACUUUAAAAUCACUGAUACUGCUAUUUUAUCUCAACACUAGUAGGUACAUUAUUCUUAAAUAAUGUAUGUAUGUAUGUAUAACGGAAUAAAGUUUUCAAAUAAUGACAGCCGAUAUGGAUAGACUAACUUCGAAAAGAAAAUAGGAAACUUUGCCAUCUAAAGCUAAUACAUACCAAACGUGUAAACCACUAUGUCAUUGUUUCCUGCUAUCUUUGGUGAUACACCUAGUUUGAACGCAGAUGUAAAGGUAAAUGAAGAAAAUAUUCAAUCAAAAUGGCUUCAAAAUUCUAGCUUCCAUCCAGAAGCUUCAAAUAUAACAAAUGAAGUUAUAAAGGAUGAUAAUUUGAAAAACAAAGAUCAUGAGAAAAGUGUUAGAAAUUCUUAUAAAUUAUACAAAAAAUUACACGGAAAAAAGAAAAAAAAGGAUAAAAAGCAUAUUACAAAAAUUAAACGACAAAAGAAACACAUAGAACAUAUUUUAAAUGAUUGUGAUUUUAUUACAAUUGAUCGAAAACGGGAACCAGGAAAUUUAAAAGUUGAUAAACUAUAUAGACCUGCAGCUCCCAUGUUUCGUAUUAGUAAUAAGUAUCGUGUUCUAGAUCAUUGUGGAUGGGUUAAUAAUUCUUAUAAGCAAAAACAUAUUAAACGUUACUAUACUUUUAAAGAAAAGGAUUAUGGUGAUGGAAGUCUUGAGGUACACGUUGAGGAAGAUUGCUUAAUACAAAAUAAAAUGUUAAUUCAAAUUCCUAAAAAAAUCAAUGAAAAUAUUGAAAAAGUCGAGUUAAGUUCAAUAAAAUGUGAAAAUAAUUUAACAACUUUAACAGCUGAAUUUAAUAAACAAUUAUCAGAACAUCCAUGUGAUAUUGAUACAUGGAUCAAAUUUGUUCAUCAUCAAGAAGCUUUAUAUUCUUUAAAUAAUGGAUAUGGUUAUAAAAAGAAACUGAACAAAAAAGUUAUCAUAGAAAAGCAAAUUGCUAUUUUAGAUAAAGCACUUUCACUUAAUUGUGAUAACGAUAAACUAUUAGAAUUAAAAUGGACUCUUGCUGAAGAUUAUUUUACUCCUGAAGAAUUUAACAGAGAGUUAGUUAAAGAAUUAGAAAAAUAUAAGUCCGGUAAAGCAUUAUUAUGGAAUUAUUAUAUAAAUGCCAACCAGAAUUCUUUAUCAGAGUGUUCAACUUCUACUGUACUUAAAAGAUACUCAGAUGCUAUGUUUGCUUUAAGUAAAAUAAAACGAGGUUUGCCAUUGAGUGAGCAAUUGGAUAUACAACAAAACAUUAUUGAACUGUUUAUGAAGUGUGGGUUAUUUUUGAGGCAAGCUGGACAUUAUGAGCAGUUGUUAACAUUGAUAAACAUGUAUUUUACAAUUAGUAUUAGCCGUUUUGAUAAUAAUCUUAUUGAAACAUUUUAUAUAGAUUCAUCUGAUGAUAUAAUUUUUGAUGAUAAUUUGAAAACAAUGCCAUUGAAUAAAGCGUGGUAUCAAAUUGAGUCCAUAAGAACUUGUGAUCGUUGGUUGCCUCUUCCUAAACACAUGGCAGAUGAUGCAGAAGACCCCCAAAGAGUUGUUUUACCCGAAGAAAUGGCAGAAUUAGUUCAACCUUUAGUUAUUCACAAGUCUGUCAUUGAAAAUCUUGUUACUGCUAGUUUUAUUCUACUUAAAAUGCCAAUCUUACCUUUUCGUCAUUUUGUUGCACGUCAAAUAGGUAUUCUCAAAUGUCAUUAUUAUUUAGAUGAUCUUGAAAGUAUUCUCAGUAGUCUCUUUAUGGCUCAUCAUUUUGAAGAUUUAAAUGUCAGUGAUAAAAAAGCUAGUAAUGCAUUGUUGGUGAUGCUUAAGACUGCAAUGCCCCCAAACUAUUAUGAAGAAUCUAUUUCAAGCCAUACAUAUUCUAGAUUUUUAACUACAGUUUUAAGACAUAUAACUGAUUGCUUAUAUGCUAUGGAUUAUAUCGAUGAAGCUAAUAUGUUUUUAGUUUGGUGGUUAAGGUUUGAAAGAUAUCAAAUUAUUGUUAAAUUUAAUACUGAUAAUAGUCGUUUGGUUUCUGAAGUAAAGUUAUUGUUGGGAAAACCUCAAUAUAGAAAUAAUAUCCCUCUUUUCAUUGAAUUUGCAUUGUUAAAAAAUCAAGUUGGCAAAAGAGAUGAUGCUUUGAAAAUUUUGCAAAAAUUAAUUGAUGGCCAAUGUGUUUUGUUGGACAAAAAACCUGUUUAUUUAAAUGUUACUUAUCGAGCAGCUUAUACUGCUAUUUAUAAGAAUUUAGUUGAAAUAUUAAUUCAAUCCGACUGCAAACAAAGAGCUUUACUAACACUUAUAGCUCUUGCAAAUGGAGUAUUACCUGAUCAAGCAAAUUUAAAUUUAACACAUGAGGCAAUGGUUAUAUUUGACAAGAUAACUGAAGAUCUAUUAACUAAUGAGGAACAAUUUGCUUAUUAUGGCUUGCAAUAUAAUUAUUUACCACAGUUUUUAAUUGAAUGGGUCAUUUGUCGUGCUUGGUUUUUGUAUUUAACUAUGAAUGUACAAACUUCCGUAGCUAUGCUUAAAGAUGUAAUUGAAAAAGUUAAAAAUAUUAUUAAAUUGAAGAGUUAUCCAGAAAAUCAUGCAGCUGAAGAAAUCUUGACUGAAACUAUGAUUGUAAUUUUAAAUUAUCAUUGUAAUAAAUCAAAAACUUAUCAUAAAGAAUUGAAAAUCUGUUUACGCAGUGCUAUUUCAAAAUAUUCUCACAAUAUGCAGUUUUUAUUUUCAAUGCUUUGGAAUGAGAUCAAAUUUGGAGGUUUUGGAACACCAUUAUGGCAAAUUGAAAAUACUUAUGUUGAUAAUGGUAAUGCUGAAAAUUUGGAAACAGUUAGAAUAAUGUUGAUUCUAGUAGGCAGGGAAAGAUUAAGAAUAGCAAGUGAUAUAGCAAGAAAACAUUUGAAUGAUAAUGAAAAUUCAAUGGAUGUAUAUGGAGGUGGAAAUAUUUUGGAUUUGUGCAAAAAUAUGCGUAACUUGUUUGACUAUUUUAUCAGAAAUCUUAGUGAUAUUACCGAAAUGAAAAAGUGUCCAAUGUUUUGGCGCCUUUAUUUGCAAUAUAUAUUUGAAAACUCACAAUCUGAUUACAAAAAGUGUUAUUAUGAAGCUGUUGAAAACUGUCCAUGGCAUAAAUUUUUAUAUAUGGAAGCAGCAUUUUACCUUCCAGAAGAGUUGUCAAACAUUUGUGACAUUUUAGUUGAAAAGGAGUUACGAAUACAUAUAACACAGGAGGAGUUGUUAGUAUUAAGGGAAGAUUGAGUUGCAUAGAUAUCUAUAAAAUAAUAGGUUUGUAAAAAAAUGUUGACGUAUUGUAAAAUAUAUUAUUUAUUUUUUUUGACUUAAAAUGAUAAAGUUGUCUAUAACAAAAAUUUGUUUUUGUUUUUUUUUAAAUAAAUAAUGGACGAAGUUGUAGCCAG